Molecule: messenger RNA, 3477 nt
Organism: Rosa rugosa (rugosa rose)
Lineage: Eukaryota; Viridiplantae; Streptophyta; Magnoliopsida; Rosales; Rosaceae
Product: probable LRR receptor-like serine/threonine-protein kinase At1g56140
Exons: 24
Coding region: 79-3225 (1048 amino acids)
Biological process (GO): protein phosphorylation
Molecular function (GO): protein kinase activity; ATP binding; protein binding
Source: RefSeq, a predicted model, not a curated record
GCAAAAUAAUCUUCUAUCUAAAGCCAACUUCGAUCUCGACAUCUUGUUGCUCUCGAUCUCAGCAUUCCAGCCAUAUAGAUGUCGGGACGCUCAUCAUCAUCGUCGUCUGUUCUGGUCCUUUUCCGGUGUGCUGCUGCCAUCUGCUGCUUCAUCUUUGGCCUUACUGGUGUAACAGAAGCUCAGGCUCCUUCUCAAGCUCCUUCAACUCAACCUCAGGCCACCACUGAUCCAUCUGAAGUGAAAGCUUUGAAUUCAAUCUUUGCGCAAUGGGGGAUUGAGGCCAAUGUGAAGCAGUGGAACACAACUGGAGACCCAUGUAGUGGAGCUGCCAUUGACUCCACCGCAUUCGACGAUGGCGAUUACAACCCCUUCAUCAAAUGUGACUGUUCUGAUAAUGUCACUUGCCACAUUACCCAACUGAAAGUUUAUGCCUUGGAUGUUGUUGGUGUACUUCCAGAUGAGCUAUGGACAUUGAGCUACCUAUUCAAUCUUAAUUUGGGUCAGAAUUACUUGACAGGACCUCUCUCUGCUUCCAUUGGAAAUCUAACUAGCAUGCAAUACUUGAGCCUUGGCAUUAAUGCUUUAUCGGGCGAGCUACCAAAGGAACUCGGAAAUCUCACUGAAUUGCUAUCAUUUGCUAUUGGGACAAACAACUUUUCUGGUCCUCUGCCAUCCGAACUAGGGAGUUUAUCAAAAUUACAACAACUUUACCUUGAUAGUUCUGGAGUUAGCGGUGAGAUUCCAUCAACAUUUGCUAAUCUACAAAGCUUGCAGACACUUUGGGCAUCAGAUGUUGAACUCUCUGGCAGUAUACCUGACUUCAUAGGAAAUUGGUCAAAGCUUACUUCCUUGAGGUUUCAAGGAAACUCCUUUGAAGGUCCUAUACCAUCUGCACUUUCCAAUCUGACUUCUCUGACAGAGCUGUAUAUAACUGACUUAUCUACUACCAAUGGGAGCUCUUCUCUUGGGUUUAUUAAGGAUAUGAAGUCUCUAUCUGUCUUAGUGCUAAGAAAUAAUAACAUUUCUGAUUCAAUUCCUUCCAACAUUGGAGAAUACCAAAGUUUAUCUCAGCUGGACUUGAGCUUCAACAAUCUAACUGGACAAAUACCAGACUCGCUGUUUAAUUUGAGUUCUCUUUCCAUCCUGUUUCUUGGAAACAAUAAGUUGAAUGGUACUCUACCUGAAUCUAAAAGCUCAUCUCUUCUCAAUGUAGAUUUAUCAUACAAUAAUCUAGUUGGGAGCAUUCCUUCUUGGGUCAACAGAACGAAUUUACAGCUUAAUUUAGUUGCCAACAACUUCACCCUGGACAGUUCAAACAGCAGUGCUCUUCCUUCGGGGUUGAAUUGCCUUCAAAGAGACUUUCCUUGCAACAGUGGGUCUGGAAUUUAUUAUAACUUUGGGAUCAAAUGUGGGGGUCCUCAGAUUACGUCUUCUAAUAACAUUGUGUAUCAGACGGAAAAUGAGACCCUUGGUCCAGCUACAUAUUUUGUGAAUGACGAAAGCAGAUGGGGAGUUAGCAACGUUGGGUAUUUCACUGGAAGCAGCAAUCCUCAGUACACAAUUUUCUCCUCAUCUCAAUUCAAAAAUACUCUAGAUUCUGAGCUAUUCCAGACUGCAAGGCUCUCUGCUUCAUCACUUAGAUAUUAUGGCUUGGGGUUUGAGAAUGGUAACUACACAGUGAACCUACAGUUUGCUGAACAAGCUAUCCUAGAUUCUACUACAUGGAAAAGUCUUGGGAGGCGCGUGUUUAAUAUUUAUAUCCAGGGAAAUCUGGUUCUAAAGGAUUUUGACAUACGAAAGGAGGCAGGGGGAUCUUUCCUAGCUGUUCAGAAGGAAUACACGGCUCAGGUUUCAGAGAACUACCUUGAAAUCCAUCUCUUUUGGGCCGGAAAGGGGACUUGUUGUGUACCUGCGCAGGGUACUUAUGGACCUAUUAUUUCAGCCAUUAGUGCUACACCAGAUUUCGAACCUACUGUCAGUAACAAUACUCCAACUAGUAAGAAGAACAGGACUGGGCUGAUUGUGGGGAUUGUUCUUGGUGGUGGAGUUUUAAUUCUGGUGAUGGUAGUUUUCUUCAUUGUUCGAAGAAGAAAAAGGCCCGACUUCAAUGAUGUCGAAGAGCUGUUAGGGAUUGAUAUUGGACCGCUCACUUUCAGUUAUUCCGCACUAAAGUCGGCUACGAAUGACUUUAGUCCGGAAAACAAGCUUGGAGAGGGAGGAUUUGGACCUGUCUACAAAGGUACCCUUAACGAUGGAAGAGUAAUUGCCGUGAAGCAAUUGUCUGCAGCAUCCCACCAAGGAAAGAACCAGUUUGUAACUGAGAUUGCCACUAUAUCUGCCGUGCAACACAAUAACCUAGUGACUUUGUAUGGGUUCUGCACUGAGGGAGUUAAAAGGCUCCUUGUCUAUGAGUAUCUGGAAAACAAGAGUCUUGAUCAAGCGUUAUUUGGAAAGAAAAGUUUGAAUCUUGAUUGGGCAACACGAUUUGACAUAUGCUUGGGAGUAGCUAGAGGUUUAACUUAUCUUCAUGAGGAAUCAAGGCUUCGAAUUGUACAUAGAGAUGUGAAGGCUAGUAAUAUUCUGCUCGACUCUAAUCUUAUCCCCAAGAUAUCAGAUUUUGGUUUGGCCAAGCUUUAUGACAAUAAAAUGACCCACAUAAGUACCGGGGUUGCGGGAACAAUAGGGUAUCUUGCACCGGAAUAUGCCAUGCGUGGACACCUUACAGAAAAGACCGAUGUGUUUGCAUUUGGUGUUGUAGCUCUAGAGAUUGUCAGUGGUAGGCCAAAUUCUGACCCGAGUUUGGAAGAAGAUAAGAUGUAUCUUCUGGAAUGGGCUUGGAACUUGCAUGAGAACAACCGUGAAGUCGAACUAGUGGACUACAGAUUAUCCGAAUUCAAUGAAGAAGAAGUAAAAAGAGUAAUGAAGAUAGGACUUUUGUGCACUCAAACAUCACCAAUGCUGCGACCGACAAUGUCUGGUGUUGUGGGAAUGCUUACAGGAGCUACUGAAGUGACAGCAGUAACUUCAAAGCCCGGUUACUUGACCGACUGGAAAUUCAAUGAUACAAGUAUUGCCAGCAACAUAACACUUGGUGUGUCAACUGAAGGAACUGAUUCUAGCUAUUACAACUCAUCGGCUAGUACAAGCAUAGUAGGGGAUGCAAGGCAAACACCUACAAAUGACACUCGUGCCAUUCUUCACAAUACUGUUAAUGAUGGUCGGUGAGAAGUUUGAAGGAAUUGAAUUAAAAGGCACACAGCACGAUUGAUUUUUAUGUUCUAUAUAGGUAGGUAGCAGUGCAUAUAAAUUUCUCAAAAAAAAAAAAAAAAAAGAAGAAGAAGGUAGCAGUGAAUGUACACAUAAUUUGAAAUUCUUGAUUACGAAUGUAAAUUAUAUGUAGAUUUCUCUUCUCAUGUAUUGGUUUAUUAUCUUGUUCCCUUUUCUUUAAUUUGGUUGGAAUUUUUAAUAUGAGAGUGA